This is a messenger RNA of Daldinia vernicosa, 1100 nucleotides long. RefSeq lists its product as uncharacterized. Bases 77 to 832 code for a protein of 251 amino acids. Gene Ontology annotation, molecular function: zinc ion binding; nucleic acid binding. NCBI's taxonomy places the organism in Eukaryota, Fungi, Ascomycota, Sordariomycetes, Xylariales, Hypoxylaceae. The record is from RefSeq and is a predicted model, not a curated record. The transcript has a single exon.
CACAGUCUCACCAACCUACACAUCUUAUACUAUUUCACUUUCAUACUUUCGCACUUGAAUUUACGAAAUAAAAAAGAUGCCGGUAGAUUCGUUAAUCGACGCGCAAGAUCCGUCCGCCAUGCGCUACUCGCCCGACUCGACCGGGAGCGCGGCUACCCCAAGCGACGAAGAUAGCAUUUCCAUGCAAACCCGCGCCGCGAGGAGAGUGAUGGAUAUGCGCGAUCUGCGAGCCGAAGUAAACCCGGAGACCUAUUUGCGCGGGCCUCUGCGGCCUGUCUACGAGAGAUUCUUUGCGCCUGACCCGCAAUUAUCCUCCGCACCAAUCCGCUCGAUGGAAGACACACAGUCUUCAGCGAUACGCGGCGAUCCCCCCCAUGACCUGAGGCGCUGUGGAAACUGCGACCGUGUUGGACACGAUUUGUCCAUAUGUGUUGGGCCUCCGGGAUUCGACGGCGCUUUGCAUGGCUGUCCAUGUUGCAAUACUACGGCCCAUUUGUUUGAUAAUUGCCCUCGAGCCAGUCUUAUGGACGAUAAUCUCAAAUAUCACUACCUAGUCUUGCUUAGAGGCCGUCGAGCGCCUAUUAGCACCCGACAGGACUAUCUUGGGAUGGCAGCGAGCCGGGGCCCUUCUGAAUUCUACCCGUGGACGCGAGCGUACGCCAGAGGCGUCUCUCCCUCUGUAUUCACGAGUCACGACUACGUAGGUAAUGACCCCAGAGCCCUACCCGCAGACCCGGCAACAGCAAACAAAGCCGCUCUCUUAAGAACUCUCGACCGAAUCCUGGAGCUCCCAGUGACUGCGCAGCAGCUAGAAUACUUUAUUAAUGUCUGAUUAUGCUAUUAAUAUCCUAACCAGCCUCGAUCGGCCUCAGUUAGUUUCAUGAUCAGUCAUAUAUCCAAUGCUAUAGCCUUUUACGUUUCAACAGGUAGAGUUGCCCUCUCAAUUCUUACGCUUCUAUACGUUGCUACGGCCACCUAGGCACAUAACUUAAGCAAGCAUAGCCGCCCCCUCUGACAAGCAGAAUGUGGUCACCCAGGCCUAGUACGAUAUUAUAGAUGCCGAAAGAAAAUCGAAGAGCUAGAAAGCCAGCAUCAUGAUA